AUGAAUCAGCAACCUCUCUACCCCGGGCCUCGACAGCCUGCGCCCGUUCCCAAUGGUGACCACAACUUCUCUCAGCCCAGACCCCAUACGAGGCAACCCGACCAGCAGGACACCAACCAGUCUCGCGCGGCGCGAUUCGAAGAUGAGAAGAGGCGCAUUAUCGACGCCUGCUUUAGCAAGCGAGAUCCCGAGGGGAUGCAACUCGAGUCUUAUAUCACCCACGUCCGAGUCCUCGAAGAUGCUUCCUACCCGUCCUCCCCUCCUCCUCCGGACUCUCCUAACUCCAACAAGAAGCAUCGAGUCAUCCUAGUCGCCGUCCGACGCUCCGGCAAGGUCAGGGUCCACAAGGCUCGCGAGAACCCCAACGGCUCCUUCUCGAUCGGCAAGACAUGGAAUCUCGAUGAGUUGACCGCCAUCAUCUCCUACACGUCCCUCGUGCCCGCGAAUCCUCAGCAGCAGAUGGAGAAGCAGUGGGCUUCCAAUACUGGUUUCACUGUGUCUCUGGGCAAGCCCUAUUUUUGGGCCGCCCCUACGCCGAAAGAGAAGGAUUUCUUUAUUGCCAGUCUGAUCAAGAUAUACCGAAAGUACACAGGAGGAAAGCUCCCAGAUCUCAUAGGCUUUGCUCCGCAGGAACUACAACAGAUCACCGGUGCGCCAUCCACCCAGAAUACCCCUACUUCGAGGACCAAUUUCUCCCCGAUUGUGCCGUCCCCAACUCCUCCACCUCCUCUGGCUCCGAGUCAAACUGCUGCCGUACCAGCACUCAGCGCGAACAGACCACAGUCUCCAUAUGUCGCCCAGCCGCCUCCGAGCCGAGAUGGAAACCGAAUGGAGCUGCAAGAACCAAACAGGACUUUUGGCCGACAAGAAUAUCGUCCACCAACGAGAGAUGCGGCGCGGCCACCUUCCUCUCAGGCAGAAGAACGGCCUUUAGGCUUGCCCCCUAGACCCAACCGUGGCAUGCCGGUGCAGGAUGGCCCUCGCACACAGCCUUUUAUUGCCCCGAUGAAGCGUGAGGAAGUCCGUUCGCCGUCACUAUCCGACAGCCUCCAACCGGCUCCGCUGCGACCAUCCAUCAGUCCCAAGGCCUCUCAAUCGUCACUCCGGCGACCUGAUUCCGCCCUUGAACCACCACCUCUAAGACCCAACGGUCUCAACGUCACAAAAGCUGGCACGCAAGACUUUUCGGCGAAAAGAUCUGGGCCCAUGCCAGGCCAAGACUCAAACAGGGAUGCUGGUCGCGGCGAACCUCCAAAUACCUCCAGGCCGAGCACGGCUGCGAGUGAUCGCAGGUCUCCUGAACCUCCUCCUAGUCUUCCAGCGCUUGACUUUGAGCUCUUCCCCGAAAGGAAGAAGGCAACCACCAUUGCGGCUGACCUUAAGCCUGAUCAAGCCGCGGCCCCAAGUCAGAGUAACAGUGCGUUUGUCACUCCAUUAGGGACACCGACCGCAAUGAAAGAGGACCAAUCACAGCGGAAACCGGAUUACUUUACGAGCGAAAAGGCUGCAGCAGAGAAUAAGCAGCCGGAGGCAAGCGAUGCUGUGCCACCAAAGGCCGUGUACAACGAAGUAACUACGUCAGAGCCCGAAGCUAUCGACCCUACAAACGAACCCACGGCCCCAGAGGCUAUCGAGCCACCACCUCCUCCGAAGGUUGAAGAAGAGCACCGCCCUGGCCUUGGUCCUAUGAUCAAGAAGAGAUCCGGCAAGGACAUCGCGAAUCAAUUCCGAAAAGCUGCUCUUGCUGCAGCUGCAUUUCAACCCCGUCAAGGCGGCGCCGGCGCGCGCUUGAAGGCAAUGCAGGAGAAGCUCUCGAACGAGCCAGAUGGCAUCACCAGUGUUGUCCCAGCGCCCUUGAAGAGAGGUAUGAGCUCGGAUGGCGCAAGGAGCGGUACCCCGGAUCCGGCUACCACUGAAAAUGAGAAAGAGCAGCCGACACCAAAGCUUGCGCCUAGUGAGGCUCUUCCCCGAGUUGAAGUCCAGCGCACCGCCACCUCGGACAGCGUCGCGACGCCGGAAACGCCCACAACAAAGCCUACCCCUGCCGAGCCUGAGGGGCCGAAGGGAGAAGAAACAAGGGCGGAGUCCCCGGAUAAGGGCCGGUCAUCUUCGCCACAAAGAAAACGUCGGCAACGGCUCGAAGCAGAAGUUGAAAAACACUGUACGGCUUUAGGGAUCGAUCCACGGAUCAUUGAGGGCCGCGGGGCAGAUUUGAAUGAACUCUUGACGGAGUUUUCCUGGGAUGGGAGGCUUGCAAAUGACCAGGUUUUGGACAACUUCGAGACCGACAUUCGCAGGGAGAUCGGCCGUGCCCAAGCAAGCGGUUGGCUCGGCCACGUCGAACAUCAGGAGACCAAGGUACAAGAGCUCGGAAAAGCAUUCGAAAAAGCGAUUGCCGAAUGUGAAGAGCUUGAUGGGCUGUUGACCCUCUAUGCGCAUGAGCUUGACACUCUCCACGAAGAUAUCGAAUAUAUCGAGGCGCAAGGGCAGGGAUUGCAAGUGCAGACUGCCAAUCAGAAGUUGUUGCAGGCUGAGUUGCAAAAUCUCCUGGGAACGUUGACAAUCUCCCAGUCAGAUCUUUACGCUUUGCAGGAUGCAAAACUGGACAACUUCCAAGGCGUACAGGCGAUCGAGCGUGCAUUGACUUUGCUCUACACGGCAAUGCUGACGAUCGACCCAGACUUGCGCCAGAACAAGCUCCGUCAAGCGGCUUCUGCAAACAACCGCAAUGGCUCGGGAACAAAUACUGAUGCGGAUCUCACCAAGAUGCGAGCGGUGCGCGAGAAGAAAGAGGAAUACAAGAACGAGAGCAUGAUGUUCGUGAACCGCUUUAAUCAGCACAUGAAGAACAUGUUCCAAAUGGCUGAGCAGCGAACAAGCGAGGAAAAUGCCAGCAUGAGUAUUUCUUCUGGAACCUCGUCCUUCAUGCUUAACCUACGGGCUUUCAACGCCUCGCGACAAGAGCUUUGGGUCUACAAUGCCAUGAUGCUUUUCGUGCGGGAGGUCAAUCAGUACGAAUGGCAGACAUUGAUCAACAGCUACGAGAUCAACGUCAAGAGUAUCUACCAGGAUCAAUUCCGAGACUUCAACAUGGGCCUUAGAAGGACUGUCAGACACCCCAUGGGAGAGGAGCAAGAAAUUCUUUUUACCCACCAAGACAAGGAGAAGGCAGAGGAGUCCAAUCUUUCCACCGCAGCUCGCAAGCUUACUGUCAAGCGUGGCAGGACGGCCAAGACGAGUGCUAUGCGACAUUCAAUUAGCGAAAGACGAGACGGCAAACCCGAAGCCUGGGCUGUAUUCGACACUGUCCUUGAGCAACAAGCCACGGCCAUAUCGGAAGAACAGAAUUUCAUUGUACACUUCUUCCAUCUGAACUCGCAAUCGAACGAAGAUUUUGCGGAGCUCGUACAAUCUCGGCCGCCUGAACAGCGCAGGCUGCCCAAUCUGCAGGCCAAGCAAGCGUAUGAUCCGGAUCGUAAUUUGGCCAAGAUCGUGCAGAAUACGACAGAGGGAAUCUACUCGUUCUGGCCGUCCGACCUCCAGGGGUUGAUGGAAUGGGUCUUCAAGGCGGAUCAAUUACAGGGUGUGGGCGUCCUGGUCUCGCUCGAACAGUGCUUGUCGAAAUAUGAGGAAACGAACCAAGAAUUCAUCACUCGGACAGUCAGGACCCUCCACGAGAGGCUCGUCGGUCUCUUUCACAAAUUCGUCGAAGAACAAGUCAAGGCGAUAGAGGAAACGAAGGUGAAAGUCAAGAAGCGAAAGGGACUGAUUUCUUUUAUGAGGGUCUUCCCAGACUUCAUGGCUGUGGUGGAAGACAUGAUUCCGCAGGAAUUUGCCCACCAGGAAUCACUCGAGGUGCGCUUCAUCGUCAAUGACGCCUACACCAAACUUCUGAAAGCCAUGUGGGAAUCUCUCAACUUCAUCGCCAAAGACAAUCCGGCAGCAAACUCUUCUGGUGGGACGACAACAGGGCACUCGAAUGCACCCGUGAGCGGCGACCCGGAAGAUAAAGAGGCAUUGAACUAUCAUAUCCUCCUGAUCGAGAACAUGAACUACUUUGUCGAGGAAGUCAAAACGCACCACAAUGUGGUCCUCGAAGAAUGGGUUGAACGAGCGUCGCGCGAUCAGUUGUCCCACCUGGCACAGUACACGGAUGCCGUGAUCCGACGGCCACUGGGCAAAUGGCUUGAUUUCUUGGAAAGCACCGAAGCCCUCAUGAAGACGAACGACUCGUCGCUCACGUCUAUCGCGAACAAGCCAUCCCACUCACGCAGUGCGGCCAAGAAGAUCCUCGGCAGUUACGAUGCGAAAGAGAUUAGGAAAGGGGUGGAGACGUUGAAGAAAAGGAUUGAAAAGCACUUUACGGACGCAGAUGAUCCUUCGGCAACCGCCUUGGAGAGGCCAGGAAAGAAGGAUCUGAUCGGAAGGGUAUUUGAGGAGUGUGCCGUCCGGUACGCCCACGCCCACGACCGGAUGAAGAUGGUCGUGGACCGAGUCUACGAGGGCAGUCUGGAUAUCGAGUGGAGGAAGGAAGAUGUGCUGGGCAUGUUUAAGAGAUAG
This is a messenger RNA of Fonsecaea erecta, 4560 nucleotides long. RefSeq lists its product as hypothetical. The transcript has a single exon. Gene Ontology annotation, cellular component: exocyst; plasma membrane. Bases 1 to 4560 code for a protein of 1519 amino acids. The record is from RefSeq and is a predicted model, not a curated record. Gene Ontology annotation, biological process: Golgi to plasma membrane transport; exocytosis. Gene Ontology annotation, molecular function: phosphatidylinositol-4,5-bisphosphate binding. Lineage: Eukaryota; Fungi; Ascomycota; Eurotiomycetes; Chaetothyriales; Herpotrichiellaceae.